Molecule: messenger RNA, 2421 nt
Organism: Schistosoma mattheei
Lineage: Eukaryota; Metazoa; Platyhelminthes; Trematoda; Strigeidida; Schistosomatidae
Source: the annotation of a GenBank genome assembly
AUGUUGCUCGUGCUUUGGUUGGUUGUAUUUGUCAUUGAAACACCAUAUGGUGCGUCCACAAUAGAACAGUACUUGCAAUUCAUCCCUGUUAGUGGAGUUAGACAUGACAUCUUUUUCUAUGAACAUCCUGGUCUGCGAAAUCCCAUUGAAAUAGAUGCCACUAUUAAACAGCAAGUUCGCAUCAGGAUUGUAGAACAUCUGAACGAGCUUCCCGUGUUAAGAAUUCAUUGUGUUGUUGCUCCCCUCGAUUCGACUCAUGAACUCGUCUCUGCUUACUUAUGUCGCAGGAAGUCUACGCACGAUUCGGAUGAAUGCAUUGAUCCUAAAACAAGAAAUGUUAUUUUCGGUCGGGUUGAGUUUAGCGCUAAUGGCAAUAGAUCUUCAGGCUACACGUUUUCUUCUAGGCUACCUGUUAAAGAUGAACUACUUGACGGCUUUUACUUCUGCAAGUAUCAUAACCGGAAUGGAGAGCUAAUUUCAAAUUUCAUUGAAAUACAGGAUGCGUAUUACUAUCACAAACGUAUGGUUAGACGACCUGUAAAGCAAACUGAAUAUUUACCUCCUUUAUCUAUCAAUGAUCUUCCCUUGAGUCUGGAAUGCGGACAAACUCAAGUAUCUGAAGAGUUGCCAAGUUGGGCUGAUGCAGCGUUCCCCAGUCCGUUUAUGUGGUCAUUUUGUGAUGUAGACAGCCCUGAUGGUAUACAGUCUGCUGGGUGCAUGCGUAGAGUUCGUCAAACAUCUACUCAUGUUACAAAUUAUUUUGAAAGUUAUGUUUCUCCGAACGGUACUUUGGUGUUAUAUAAGCGCACAACGUCAGCAUGGAAAGAUAUGGGUUUGGUGUGCUGGAGCCACUUGGACUCCUCAGCUGUUUAUUCUACCUAUUUUGGUGGUUCAAGUGAGCGGCCUAAGUUGUUGACUUAUGACUCCAAUAUACCAUUCGUUGGUAGUGGAAUUACUGUAUUAUCACCCCUCACACAAAGGAUUACUGUUCGAAUUGGACCACGAACUGGUCUCAAGUUAGUCACUAAGUAUCGAUCUACUCCAGAGUACACGACUGUUAAAUGGACCAAAGACGGCAGAAGAAUUCCACCUGAUUUUCCAGGACACAGUGAUUAUCUCUUGAAGUUUCCUGAUCUCAUUCGCCGAGAGCACUCUGGGACUUACAAUUUACUUGUGGAAAAUGGGAAUGACCAAGUUAAUUUUCAGUUCAUAGUGAGUGUAGUCGGUCCACCUGAAGUGAUACGUGCUCCUCCACCUUUACUUUUAGUGAUGGAGGGAGAAAAUGUUACAUUUAGCUGUCAGUUGGAUUCGUUUAUAACGGAGUCUUUAGAAAUCAAUGGCCUACCUUACCAACCGAAUCCUACUAAUUUUCGUACUGAACUAAGAGAUCAAUAUCCGUACUUAAAAGAUGCUUUAAUACAACCAUUGCAAAAAAAUGGUCAUAUUUUAACUUAUUCAGCCUAUAAUUUACUGUUUACACCUGGUAGUAAAGUUGGACCGACUCAUACUGUCAGCUUGGUUGGGAAAAAUGAAUAUGGCUUGGCUCGAGUAUCCACUCUUGUCAGAGUACUACCCCGAAUAAACAUCUUGAAGGCUCCAAAAGAUUACUCAUGUACUACCAAUUGCUUAAACACUAUUUCACAUGCAUUCGAUUGCGUUAUCGAUACGGAUCCUUAUCAGUCUACUUACUUUGUACAAACAUGGGAAUUAAAUGGCAUUCCCGUGUCGAAAAUGACAAAAGAUUAUCAACAAUCAAAAUUUAUUAAAACAGAAGGCACAAAGUUGAUAAUCACACCCGUUGAUGAUCCGUCCCUAACUGUAUUGUUCCGAAAAGUGAAUGUGACGUGCCGUUGGCGUAUCUUUUAUCCGCAUGUGACUUCUCGUAUUGCAGAUCUGGAUACAAGACUUUUGGAACCGAAUAUGAAGGUGUAUGAUUCUCAUGAAGAUGCAAAAAUCCGUCCACUAUUGACAGCAGCGUUGGAUCUACAAGUGGAUCAUGACCCAACUCCGGCAUCAGCUAACAUAUCUUGGAUAACAGCUGUGAUUAUCGGUAUCCUUGUUAUAAUUGCGAUCGGAGUUCUAACUGCUUGUUUGGUCAUGAGAUUCCGUGGAGAAACUUAUAUGCUGGAUCGUGAAGAACGUGCUCUUGGAAAUGAUCCAGAAAAAGAACUACGUGAAAAAGAAGCAUUUCAAACCUAUGAAAGAGCAGAAGAACCGCCACUUCGAGGCAGUCGUUGUUCAUUAAAUGAUGACAGUGCUGAAAUUGGCAGUGAUGGAGAUGGUGAACUAGACGAUUAUAAUCUUGAUCCUGGUAAAUUCAAUGAAGAAGGCUCUUUCAUUGGGGAAUAUGCAACAGAGAGACACAAGAGCCCAUCAAAUCGUUUACCAACUCUUGAUCGAAACUACAAUCCAACAGUUUAA